Messenger RNA from Procambarus clarkii (red swamp crayfish), 1101 nucleotides. RefSeq names its product protein extra-macrochaetae. Lineage: Eukaryota; Metazoa; Arthropoda; Malacostraca; Decapoda; Cambaridae. Gene Ontology annotation, cellular component: cytoplasm; nucleus. Gene Ontology annotation, molecular function: protein dimerization activity; transcription regulator activity. Gene Ontology annotation, biological process: negative regulation of transcription by RNA polymerase II; cell differentiation; circadian regulation of gene expression. The record is from RefSeq and is a predicted model, not a curated record.
GCGGUACAAUUUCCUUACUCUCUCAGUGAGUGAACGAAGCCAGAUAGUUGCUCCUAGUGUGAUAUACCCAGCCGAGUUAAUGAAGAUGAGGGCUCACCGCUGUGUCUCCCCCGUGCAGGCCGUCAUGGGUGUUAUGGAUGGUAAAGUCCACAAGGCUCCACCCAAGACUGAAGGCGCCGAGGUGCUCAUGUACCUAGAGCGCCUCCAGCACCUGGUUCCCCUCUGCCCCAAGGACCGUCCAGUGACAAAGUUAGAACUGAUCCAGUCUGUUAUCGACUACAUCUACGACCUCGAGGACGCCCUGGGCACCAGUGACGAAGAGUCCUCCUCUGAGGAGGACAUGGACUUCGUCGAGAGUUCCUGAGAAGGGACGCAGACCUCGUCGCCUCCGGAUAAAUGUCUUCCCGGGAGCGACGAAGCAGCGUCCAAAGAGUCAUUUGGGGGCGCUAGGGUAGUGGAAGAACUGCUGCAGGAGUGAAGCAGAGUGAGACUUUUGCACGCCCUCACGGCACCCCUCAAGGCACUCCCUUCCCCGCUCCCCCUCCCACCACACAAGAGGUGCCAGCAUGACCUGACCUGACCCCGCUGACCUGUCACCUGUACCCCGCACCAUACAUGCCUCCGCCAACCCUUGAUGACGGCUUAAGUAUGAAGCUUAUACCGUAGUGGAGCCAAGUUUGUUGACAUGGCCGGCCUCUACACGCUAUCUACACCUGGUCCCACAAGACUUGGCUUGGUCCCACAAGACUCAUCCUCUCCAACAACGCCUCGCAGUGCUUGUACUCUGCAGUCUCUACAGCAAGACUAGUGAGUGACUGCUCUCCCUCUCAGCCGAGUGCCCCAAGGUGACGUGUGAGGCGAGAGGGAUCAUCACCCGUGAUGGAUGGUUGUUAACGCGUGGUGAGGGAGAUGGUGGUGGUGGUGUUGGGGUCCUGGUGGAGGAGCGGGGUGUCAGCUAUUGGCAUCAUCUCCCCCUUUUGCUAACUGAUCAUUCACAUUCCCAUAGAAAAUAUAAGACUAGUAUUAAGUGUAAUGGACCUAUAUAUAUAAAUAUAUACAUAUAUUUUUAUACAGUUUCCAAAUAAAAUAUUUAAUAUAAAA